This is a messenger RNA of Linum trigynum, 3812 nucleotides long. NCBI's taxonomy places the organism in Eukaryota, Viridiplantae, Streptophyta, Magnoliopsida, Malpighiales, Linaceae. The record is from the annotation of a GenBank genome assembly.
CACCAUCGAGCAAAUUUACGUUGAAUCUAAUCCAAAUUGAUCCAAAUAUAGUUUCGAUUCGAUGUGUCCGAUCCCGGAGACCUAAUAGAGAGGGAAAAGGAGAAGGAAAGGAUAGAUCCAGGCCCAAACUAGGAAAUCAAUGAAGCCCUACCAAAGGUCCUGCUAAAGAAAAAAAAAAAAAAAAAAAAGGAGGCCUGAAUUAUGGUCCAUCAAUCAUAGCACGAAAACCCAAAUUGGAACGAUGACAUCCCAGAUGUUAAGCAACUGCAGCGAUGAAAUUCGUGGAAUGUUUUCUGAUGGUCUCGUCACAUUAUUUGUGUAAUUUCCCUAGCUGCUAAGCAGGUUGCACGCAGGCCCAUUGAUUAAGGUAGGAGGCCAUUAGUGUGGUAUUAUGAUGUUAAUUAUAUGGGAUCAAACUUUAGAACCCAUAGGAUCGACUAGCUAUAGCCAAAGCUACUACAUUGUACGUUUGUUGAUGCUGACCUUAAUGGAUAUUGCUGUAAUGCCACUUUCCAAUUAUUUAUGAUGUAUAAGUCUAUAUAGUCUACAUACAUUACAUACUGUGACGAAAAAAUAGUGGGAUUUUUUUCCCCGUAGAUUAGAUCAGAUCUCUAUAUUCAUUUAUAAGUAUGUAGUAAUGUAAGCUCUAUAUUUAUCGAUCGCUGCCUUUGAAUUGGUCGAUCUUCGAGUAUAAAAAUAUUGAGGGGUCGGUUGGAUGGGUUAUUGUUAUGAGUUAUUUGGUACCAAAUAACCUGUUUGUGUGCAAAAGGUUGUAAUAGGUUAUUUGUACUGAGUUAAUCUGAAACAACUUAAUAAUGAGUUAUUGAGAAUACCAUAUGGAGCAGUUAUUCUAAAAUAACUCUCAAAUACCACAAAAUUAUUUUCUCAAUUAUUUUAACUCUUAUAAUAACUCGUUACACAAACAACUCCUCCAAACAUAUAGAUGAGAAAUGAACCAGAGAUAUCUCUCCUCAAACUCAAUGCCUUUAUUAUUGUUGGGCUACUACAAGCCUACAACUAUGAAGAUUGUUAUUCGACCGCAAGUGUGCUCCUAACCCGCUGUGCCCACUCUGUGAGAACCAGGAGGAAACGAUUAUGCAUUGCUUCUUUCAUUGCCCCAAGGCGCUUGAGACUUGGACUCAGCUUGGGCUGCUUAAUGUGCUUCCUGUGGCUGACUCUUGCUUUGUGGAUUGGUUCUUUGGACUAAAAGACAGGGUUUCCGUUGGCCAGAUUACCAAGAUUGUGUGUUCCCUUUGGAACAUUUGGAUUGCUCGAAAUGGGUGGGUAUUUGAGAGUCGGGCGUUCUCUCCGUCCUCUGUGGCAAUUUUAGCCGAACGUGAUGUUUUGAAUGUCCAAGAAGCUAGGAUCGGAUCCUCAGCCAAUUUCUACUCAUGUCCAGCUGGAUUGCCUUCUCAGCCUGAGAGCUCUCGAUCGUCGACCUUAUCACCGCCUGGUCCUUUCUGUAAGGUUGUGCAUUGUGAUGGUUCCUUUGUUUCUGAUGCACAGGUGGCGGCUUAUGGGAUUGCUAUUGCAAACUCCCACGGUCAGGUUAUCGAUGGGAAGGCUGAGCGGUUCUUUUGUUCUUCCCCGCUUCAAGCGGAAGCGUUUGCGAUUCUUAAUGCAGUUAUCUGGGCGGCCAAGGACCCUGUGCCAACGUGUGUUCGCUCUGACUGUCAGAGGUUGACUAAUGCGUUGAGACAAGAUCCGAGCCUGUGGCCCUGGCAGUGUCGGGCAUCCCUUGCUCGUGUGGUUUCCAUUGUCUGUGUUUCUCCUUGGAUCACGGUUGAGUUUGUUCCUCGUCGAUUUAAUAAGGUGGCUGAUUGGAUCGCUAGGAACUCUCGCCUUGAUCUCCUUCAUCCGGAAUGGAUUUUCAUUGCCAACCUUGUCGCUCCAUUAUUGUAAUCGUUGUGCUCCCCUUGGUUGGGUUUGGAAUGAAAUGAAUGAUGCCUAUUGUCAAAAAGGUUCCGGAAUUUGAGUUAGGCCCUCUAUAAAAAAAAAACUUGAGUUAGGCCCGUUGAAUCAAGACAUUUGUUGAUGGUUUUUUAGUCCAAAUUAUAACGAGAGAAAAAUUAGAACCAAAAAAAAAAAGUCAUGCACCCUCAACUUAGGAAUCCUCCCGAACCAACACACUAAUGAACCCACCCUAAAAAUUAAAAGGAAGUUAACUUUAGAGAAAACUACAAUAGGACUUUACGUAUCACUUUAUGGAUAGCCAGGCCUCUCAUGACUUCCCUAACGACUUACACAAUUAAAAAGAGACGAGACAAGCUGACGACGCUAGCAUGGCCCACCUAAGGAAUCACCUACCACACCUUAGCGAAACUUAUGGAUCGCCACCUUAGAAUCACAUUCAAUGAUCAUACGGGAUAGCCUUUGUGAAAUGAAAAUCUCGAAUGAUUGACUAGUAAUGGCGAUGGAUAUUAUAUAUGCAAGUAUGCAAGCCAAGAGCACUUCUACUAUGCUAUAUAGUAUUGGUGCUUUAAUGUACAAGUUAAAGUUGUACCAUAAUAUUAAAUGUAUAAGUUUAGGUUGUACCAUAAAGCAAUUUGUACCAUUAUGUUAUGGUACAACUUUACAACUUGAAGUUGUACCAUCACAUAAAGGUACAAGUUCAAGUUGUACCAUAAAAGAAUUUGUACAAAAAGUAUAGGUACAAUCUGAAGUUAUACCAUAACAUAAACGUACAAUUUUAAGUUGUACCAUAAAGGCAAAAUCCUAUAGCACCAAUACUAUAUAGCAUUGUAAAAUUUCUCUGCAAGCCAAUCUAAUUUCAAACUCUAUUCCAAUAUCACGUAUGAAAAAGAAAAACAAGUUAGUGAGUAUUGCGGAUUUGUGGAUUGAAACGUAUGUCAAAGAAAAAAGUGGCACCAAAAAUCUUCUUCCGUGUGGAAAGAAAACAACUUUGUAAUCACCAACAAAAUUAGAUUGCUUCAAGAAACCACAUAACCAACACUAUUACUAAAACGCAAACCGUAAUCAAAAUGACCUAGUGAUAUAAUACAUCCUAUAUGGUUCCCAUUUCUCAGCAAAAACGUUACAUCGAUUUUGAUAGGUAAAAAUUCAUCGCCAUGCUUAAAUAGUGCUUAAGAGGUUUGGUGGGACAAUGAGGAGUUUACGAUAUGUUUCCUACCCUAUCUGUUUCUUUUCAUUCCUUCUCAUCCGACGAUUUUUCUGAUUGCUGGUUAAAUUGGGUUUCCUCUCCCUCUCGGUGGGAUAUGGGCAGGAUUGCCGUAAUUUUUUGUGCACCCUUUUUAAUAACAGUGAUAGCGAAGAUUUAACCACCAUAUCUUCUCGUCCCUACGAGCAUUAUUAAGUAAAGAAUAAAGAUAAGGGGAUGCAAGUGCAAUCAACGACGUAUAUAGGAAUCAUUAAUGACGAUUAGGACUUGAUCAACUACCGUUAACUGUACUUGAUCAAUAACUUCCUCCCUGAAAUGUAAAUUGCGUGAGGGAAUCAUCUCUUGCUUUUGCCCCAAUAUGGUGAGGAUAAACUGAACGAAAAAGCUGAUAAAUCUGGAAAGAUAAACUUACUUGAAUGAGUUUCCAUUAAUUAGGGUUUCCACUAAUACAAAAAAUUAUUGCCUCAAGUACUUUAACGAGUCAUAAAGGGUAUACAUGUCAAUCUUUGUCACGCAACGCAACAAUACAAUGAAUGAGUAGUACACACACUUUUUUUCGCACCAAUUUUUUGGCUGUUUGCUACUGAGUUUUAUGAGAAUGUUGAUGUGAUGGUGAUACUUAUGGAGUUUAGGGAAAGAAGAAAUAGUGGCAAUACCGUUCACGAUCGUUUCAUAAUCAACAGAAGGUCUGUAU